AUGACGGCGAUGGAUGGGGAGUUUGCAGGAUGUAUCACCAAAUACAUUUUUAAUGGUGCGCACGGUAUGCCAAACCUUUUCCUUAUCAUGACCUAUUGUCAGAUGGAGUUGCUGCAAAUGGAUGAAGAGGAGAAGGCAAGAUGGCUGCAGGUCGAAGCGAAUAGAAAUUCUAGUUUCAGGACGCUUUAUGACCUUGUCGGGAAGAACCCGACCCAAGUCAUCCUGGUGGACAACCAGCGCGAUGAAGAAAUGCAAACUACUUAUGGGCACUGGCGGCAGAUGAUUCAUGACAUUGAGAGUCCUUUGGAAUGGAAAAAUGAUCACGGGUGGAAGAAGUUGAGUGAUCUCAUAAACCAACAAGAGGAGCUUGCAAGAAAUGAAAAAAACAACUGCUGA
Durusdinium trenchii is the source of this 396-nucleotide messenger RNA. NCBI's taxonomy places the organism in Eukaryota, Dinophyceae, Suessiales, Symbiodiniaceae. The record is from the annotation of a GenBank genome assembly.